This is a messenger RNA of Hibiscus syriacus, 550 nucleotides long. Its product is annotated as protein RALF-like 19. The transcript has a single exon. NCBI's taxonomy places the organism in Eukaryota, Viridiplantae, Streptophyta, Magnoliopsida, Malvales, Malvaceae. The record is from RefSeq and is a predicted model, not a curated record. The coding region runs from base 38 to 394 and encodes 118 amino acids.
CAAAACAUUCCAUUUUUUCGUUUCAAACACUUGCAAAAUGCAGUCCAAGGUGGGAGCGAUGUUGAUUCUCUUGGCCUUGGCAAUGGCAAUGGUGGCCGAAUGCACUAAGUUCAACCAAGGCAGCUGGGGUACCUGUCAUUCGGGUGGCAACGGCAGCACAAGUUCAUGCAAUGACGGGCACCGUGAACUUGAAGACGUUUCAAUGGAAUCUGAGAUGAAUGUUCGGGAACUUGCAACCAAAAGAAAGGCUAUUUCGUAUGAAGCACUUAAGCAAAACGCAGUCCCAUGCAACCAAGGUGGACGCUCUUACUACGGCUGUGGAGGAGGAGGACCUAUUAACCCUUACACCCGUGGUUGUCUUAUUGCCACCGGUUGCAGAAGGAGCGUUGGUUGAACACAACUUUUCUCAUCACCCACAAUCAAUAUAUAAUAAACAUAUUUUUUCCAAUUCGCCAAUUAUGUUCAUCAGAGUGUGGACUUUCAUUAGUCUAUCUUGCUUGAAUUGAACUCAAAACAGUUUGGUGUUUAGAUUUCAGUCCAAGUCAUGAAU